CUCUGUAGGGGUUUGGCCUCAUCAUGAGAAGGCAUGAGUCCUUCCUUCUGCACAAAAGGAAUCCUCUCGGAGAGAGUUUUGAAUUUUGGAAACUGACUUUUGCAAAUGGUGAUGAGCCUCCGGGUUUCCGAAUUGCAAGUACUCUUGGGAUACGCAGGAAGGAACAAGCACGGCCGCAAACACGAACUCCUUACGAAAGCCCUGCAUUUGCUCAAGAAUGGCUGCAGUCCUGCUGUCCAAAUGAAAAUAAAAGAACUGUACAGGCGGCGAUUCCCACAGAAAAUAAUGACUCCUGCAGAUUUGUCCCUCCCAAGCGUCCACUCGAGCUCCCUAACAGCCACCUUGUCGCCGUCUACCAUUCCUCAGCUCACAUACGACGGCCACCCGGCCACAUCGCCCUUGCUCCCUGUUUCUCUCCUGGGACCUAAACACGAACUGGAAUUGCCUCACCUUACCUCAGCACUCCAUCCUGUCCAUCCAGACAUAAAGCUCCAGAAGUUACCCUUUUAUGAUUUGUUGGAUGAACUGAUAAAACCGACCAGUCUAGCAUCAGAUAACAGCCAGCGGUUUCGAGAAACGUGCUUUGCAUUUGCCCUGACGCCACAGCAAGUGCAGCAGAUAAGUAGCUCCAUGGACAUUUCUGGAACCAAAUGUGACUUCACUGUGCAGGUCCAGCUAAGGUUUUGCUUAUCGGAAACCAGCUGCCCACAGGAAGAUCACUUUCCACCAAAUCUUUGUGUGAAAAUUAAUGGAAAACCAUGCAGCCUUCCUGGCUAUCUUCCACCGACUAAAAAUGGAGUUGAACCAAAGCGACCGAGCCGACCAAUUAACAUCACAUCACUUGUGCGACUGUCCACAACAGUACCAAAUACAAUCGUCGUCUCAUGGACUGCGGAAAUAGGAAGGACUUACUCAAUGGCAGUCUACCUCGUCAAACAGCUGUCUUCUGCUGUGCUGUUGCAGAGGUUACGAGCAAAAGGCAUAAGGAACCCCGACCAUUCUAGAGCACUGAUCAAAGAGAAACUAACAGCAGAUCCUGACAGCGAAAUAGCCACAACCAGUUUACGAGUUUCUCUUCUGUGUCCACUUGGUAAGAUGCGGCUGGCGAUACCCUGCAGGUCACUGACCUGUUCUCACCUGCAGUGCUUUGAUGCCACUUUGUAUAUUCAGAUGAAUGAGAAGAAACCCACUUGGGUUUGCCCCGUCUGUGACAAGAAAGCCCCCUACGAACACCUCAUCAUUGAUGGGCUCUUUAUGGAAAUCUUGAAGUAUUGCACGGAUUGCGAUGAAAUUCAGUUUAAGGAAGAUGGGUCAUGGGCUCCUAUGAGAUCAAAAAAGGAGGCACAAGAGGUUACUGCAUCUUUCAAUGGAGCAGAAGGCUGUUUAAGUUCUUCUGUGGAUCAUCAGGUAUCGUCUCAUCAGUCACACAAAAAUAAGAAGGUUGAGGUGAUUGACUUAACCAUUGACAGCUCAUCGGAUGAAGAGGAGGAAGAACCAUCUGUCAAGAGGAGCUGCCCAUCCCUGUCACCUGCAUCGCCCACCAACAAUAAGAGCAUUGUAAGUCUGCCUCACCAAGUCUCCCCUGUUUCAAGAACCCCAAGCCUUCCUGCGGUUGACACGAACUACAUCAACACGUCGCUUAUGCAAGACUACAGGCACCCAUUUCACAUGACGCCCAUGCCUUAUGACCUCCAAGGAUUGGACUUCUUUUCUUUCUUACCAGGAGACAAUCAGCAUUACAGCACUUCCCUGCUGGCGGCAGCGGCUGCGGCGGUGUCCGCUUCGGACGAUCAGGACCUCUUGCACUCCCGGUUUUUCCCGUACGCUUCUUCCCAGAUGUUCCUGGACCAGUUGAACGCUGGCGGCAGCACGCCUCUCCCGACCACCAAUGGCAGCAACAGCGGCAGCAACAGCAGCCUGGUCUCCUCCAACAGCCUUCGGGAGAACCACAGCCACCCAGUGGCCAGCCGGAGCGGCACGGACCCGGCGUCGCUCUUUGGCGUGAUCCCGGACAUUAUUUCCUUGGACUGAGUUCCGCUCCAAUGUGGCUGGACUUGCGCCGGAGGAGAGAUCUGGGCCUUUGGGUGUGUGUGGUUUUUUGUUUUCCUUUUAUCUUAUUUCGAUUUAGAUGCGCAGACAAGCUUUUUUUUUCCUUUUUGUAGGGGAAAAAUAUUAAGACAUGUACAGAGAACAAAACUAUAUUUUCAGUUGUACUUUUGUAUAUAAACAGAAGAUGGUUUGACUGGUAAAACAAAAAAAAAUAUGACCGAAACCUCCCGAGUUUGUUGGAUACAGAAGAUUUUACGGCUCCUUUUUUUGGUCCUGGAGUGUUUGUUUGUUUUUAAAAAAUGCUUUUGACUCUUAACUGCAUAACUUUUUGUUUCUUCACAGUGAUACUAAUGGAAAACAAAAUGAGUGUUUGACAUUUUGAAAGUGAUGGAGGGGAAGUCUAAUUCUGGAGGGGAACUGCGUCUCCCUUUUGGGCACAGUCUAUGGGCACGGUUUCCCCACAUGGAAAGAAAUGAGUCUUGUGUCAAUGCACUAGGCGUUCCCACUUUUAUUUUAGGUGAAAUUAUAUUUUCCAGUUUGCAUCAACUCCACAGCAUUCUCUGUGUGCCGACUGGAGGUGGCAUCUUGGAACGCAUUCCCAGCCAUUCUUUCUGGGACUGAUUCUCAGAUCAGCCCCAGAAACGUCCAUUUCUUCAGACCCAGUCCUACUGUUUUCCUAGCAAGUGUCCAUUCCCCUCGUAAACAAACCCCACCAAUUUCUCUGCGUUUCGGAGCCUUGCCAUUUGGGAUGCCUCUCCUCUUUUUCCAGGAGACAAAGAGACCUUUGUCCAGCUGCCAGUGAAGACUCCCUUUAUUGCGAUGGCAUCACAUUUAAAACUUAAGAACAUCUUUAACUAACUAAAGGCUUUCCUCCCUUAGAUUUUUCUGUGGUUGGUCACACUCUUCCUGUGCGCUGUGUUAAUCUGAACAAGCCGAUCAAAACCGAAAGGGGGAAAAAUGUGAUUUGAAAUCAGUAUGUUUUGCAACAGGCAAUGACAGAAGCGCAUUGUGUUAUGUUCUGCAAGUGUAUUUGAGCCCUUAGGGCAUCUCCUGUGUAUCUUCGCUUGGAAGUAAAUUCUACUGGAUUGACUUUUGAGCAAACACCAGCGGCCCAACGCUACACAAUUCUCUUACUAAAUUACAAUUCCAAAAAUACUUCCCGUUCCUACUUCAAUUGCAAGUGAAUGUAGGCAUCCUCCCUGCUACUCUUGAGGGCAUUAAUGGUUAUUUAAUGACUUUGCCACGGUCUUCUCUCCUGACCAGAGGCUGCCCAGAGUUUCUGAAGCAGCCCUUAAUCAUUGUUUAGCAAUUGAAACAUGCUUGAAACUAGCUAGAAUGGUGUCUUUUCAAAAACAUGGCUGGUUAUUUGGACAGUUCCCGUCUUACUAAACCACAAAGCAUGAAAACAGAAGGAAAGGAGGGUCUUUUGAACAUAAGUAGGGGAAGGAAGGGGAGGUUGGGUAGAAAUUUUCAUGUAUUCCAAAAGGAUCAGUGCGUUGUGUAUUUGCUCUCUGGAAUGAUAAGAGUUUUCUAUCUAGCUGUUAACUUCUACAUUUACAAAAGAACCGAGAACAGAUUAGAAGGAAGGAAGGAAGGAAGGAAGGAAGGAAGGAAGGAAGGAAGGAGGAGAGUUGAAACCAGGCAAGCAUUUUGCUUCAUUUGAUCACAAACUGGUAGCAAAUGGUUUCAACUGUGUCUCCAGAUGUUUAGUGUGCCCUGCCUUUGUUUUGAAAGGUGUCUUUCAUCCAAACCUUACAUCAGUAAAAGGCAAAAAGCUCCCCAAUUGUGAAGCCACAUAAAUGUUCCAGUGAGUUUUCUGACAACGUGUCCCCCUUCGCCAUUUAAAAGCUGACUUGAAUUUUUGAAAUUGUUUGUUCAUAUGUAUAUGUAUGUGUAUAUAUGUAUUUAUAGGUGUGUGUGUGUGUGUCUUUCUGUCUGUCAGUCAGUCUGUCCCAUGCAUGUCUAUUCCAUUAAUGUCUGGCUGAUAACGUUUCAUUCACCCGGUUUAUAAUUUAUUAAAUGUCAGUACAAUCUCAAUAAACUAACAGAAAACAGGAAUGCUUUUCAGUUCAGUCCACCUUGGAAAGCGUCUUUUUAAGCAGAAUGAAACUGGCUCAAAAAGUAUAACUAAGUUGGAAAUACGUUUGAUUGUUUUGGUUCCAAGAGGACGGUUCUAAACACUGAAAAGCAAAUGGAAGACUAGAUUGUCCAAAGCCAGGAAUCCAAACAGUCCCUCUUCUAGUGAAUAGCCUUGUGGCCUUGUAUUAUUUGCUGUUUCUGCCCAGUUUAAGGGCAUUGCUUUCGUUAGGUUUGUUACUCGCAGUCUAGUCUAGGCACCUUCCUGAUGUGCUGAACGCUGUAUUUCCUGUAUCUGCAGAAUAGGACACACUCCAUAAAUAGAGACAGCUCCAGUGUGUCUUAAGUCCCAUUUAAUAUCCUGGAAUUGUAGCAUGGACCCUGCUUUGGGCUAUUGCUGUUGUGCGCACUUUCAGCCCAACAACUGCACCUUUCGUCCUUCAUACAGUUGUGCGAUCUGCAUGUUUACCAGGCAAUUCGGAAUUAUUUCCAACCAACUUUCCAACAAGUGACUAGGGAUGUCUAUACAACGCUGUAUAAAAAGAAGGAAAGGGAAGUGGAUGUGGAGGAAAUGUGGCAGCCCCUUUGAGAAGAACUGGUUUUCAUUUUUCCAUGAGAUUUCUUGGAUAUAAUGCCAUACCAAGUGAUAGUGAGGCCUCAGCUACUGACACAUCUCCCCCCCCCCUUUAUUCCCUUUUCCUUGCUCCAAGGUAUUAACACGGUUUACUUCUUUGAAAGCCACCAUGCAAUGCUGUUGGCAAAUGAUGCUGUCUUUUAUUUUUCCUUAAGUCCAGAAAUGAAAUAGCUGUUUUGGGAUAAAAGGAGAUAAGAGGCCCCACCAGACUGGGAAUAACUGUCCAUUGGACUAAGGCAUUUCAGGUAGGAAGGGCGAGAGGGAUUGCGUCCAUCCUCAUUCUUAGUCUCUGGGUGCUUCUUCUUUCUCAUCCUCUCUCUUUCUCUGAUGAAGGACUUUCAAAGAAUGGUGGAAUUAAAGGCACCUCUUUUCAGUUCUUGGGCUUUUUAACGGAGGGGGAGUUUGUUCCCACAAAGUAAAUAUCACUUAUCAACAUCUUGGGGAGACCUAACAUUCACAUUAACGGUGGUGAUAGUUUAGACAUUGACAUAAUGCCAAGCAGGAUUGGCCGUGCCAAAAAUGAAGAGGUUGGUGUGAAGGUUCUGAAAUCUUACGGCAGUUUAAGCCUUGUUCGUGUGCCACCUCCAUCAUAGAGGAGAAAUAGGCAUCUUCUCAGUUUGGGGCGAUUCCUAGGCAUCCCUUGACUUGUGGUUUUUGGGAAACUGUGCGUUUAACCCCAGGAUCUUCUCUCCUGAAGGUAUUUCUUGGUCAGGAAGUGUGCAUAGGUCCAGUUGCGCAUGGUUGUUUGUUGCAUCUGGUUGUAGACCUUCACCUUACUUGGCCAAAGGCUCCAUUUUGGCUAUUUUGGCCACUGUUUUGUCAGGCGCAACCUGGUUCUUGAGCCUUGCAGAGCAUUAAGCACAGUGCUUGGACCCUAUUCCGGUAAAUUUAUUUAUAUUAAGCUAUUUACAUUACCUAUUCCAUAACCUUUCCCCCCCUGUCUUUAUUCUCCCCCAAAGAGCAGUGUUUUGGAGUACUGUUUGUAUGUUUGUCUUCUUUGUUCUGUGUGUGUGUGUGUUUGCACGCACUUGUGUGCGCAGAUGCAAGAUACAACUUCCGUGGGCAUUAUUGCUUGCAUACUUUUUUUUUUUGUAAAGACUAAACUCAAAACCAAAAUUAAACCUUGCUAAAACUUAAAACUGGUUGCUGGUUUUGAACCCUUUCAGUAUUUUCAUAAGAGCAUUCCUAGAUUUCUCCUUCUUCUUCUUUACUGUGGCAAAAGACACCAUUAACACUUUGGAAGAUGCCAUUGCUGUUCUAGCUUCUUCCAUUGAACUAGACAGCAGUUUUCUCUUUGUGCAGUUAACCUUUUACAAUGAGCAUUUCGAUGUUUUCUUUCUUCCUUUCCCCCCCGCAAUACAUUAUUUUUGGAAGAAUUGUUCUGUUGUUUUCCUUCCAACGAAAGCUUAGGUUUCUAAUGAGGGAGAGAGAACUGCCAGGGAUCCCAGCAUGUGCUGCUGUUAAUUGUUCUAAUUAACAAAAGGGAAAAAGAAUAAUAAUAAUAAUAAUAUGUAAAUAUUUUAAAAGGACAAAACUAAAGAAGUUAUUCCAUAAACUCAGAUCUGUGAUUCAUUGCCUUAAAAACCUUCUCUUAGUUUUCCAUACAGCAUGCCAAACGAGUUUUGAAAAGUGGCUUUUAAAAACGAAAAAAGAAAUGUAUAGUAGACCAAUGUCAGUUUGUAUAAAAGUACCAAGUGAAAAUAUUUAUUACAUGCAUUGGAAAGAAAGAAAAAACAAAACUGGUUUACCCUCUUGAAUGUUACCUGUUUAUGUAAAACAUCUUUAGAUGUAAUAAUAAUAAAAAGCAUUAUUACAUUGUC
Molecule: messenger RNA, 6579 nt
Organism: Sceloporus undulatus (fence lizard)
Lineage: Eukaryota; Metazoa; Chordata; Lepidosauria; Squamata; Phrynosomatidae
Gene: PIAS1
Product: protein inhibitor of activated STAT 1
Exons: 14
Coding region: 106-2031 (641 amino acids)
Biological process (GO): regulation of transcription by RNA polymerase II; protein sumoylation
Molecular function (GO): SUMO ligase activity; zinc ion binding; transcription coregulator activity
Source: RefSeq, a predicted model, not a curated record